UUGCAGUUUUCUCAGGGUACUGUUUCCAGCCAAGACGUCUAUUCAUGGUCCUACUCAGCAGCUCGCUGGCCAGCCGUUCCCGGCGAUCUAAGUGACUGUCCUGUUGGAAUGACUCCACCUCAUUGCUUGUUGUACAAAAGAGAACAAGGCGCAAUGAUUGAAGUCUAUUUCGAACAGCUCAAUUACGAGUCACUGCUUGAAAGUGAAGCAUAUGGGUUAUCGAAUCUGCUCUCAGAUUUCGGAGGACAACUAGGCUUAUGGAUGGGAGUCAGUGUUAUUACUAUUAUGGAGGUAUUUAUUCUGAUAUUCGACGUCUUCUUGACGAUUUUCGGGCUGACAGUUGGCCCUAAGAAAGCUUACUCCACUAGCCAUCGAUGA
Messenger RNA from Cooperia oncophora, 378 nucleotides. Lineage: Eukaryota; Metazoa; Nematoda; Chromadorea; Rhabditida; Trichostrongylidae. The record is from the annotation of a GenBank genome assembly.